Molecule: messenger RNA, 1972 nt
Organism: Coregonus clupeaformis (lake whitefish)
Lineage: Eukaryota; Metazoa; Chordata; Actinopteri; Salmoniformes; Salmonidae
Product: 4-galactosyl-N-acetylglucosaminide 3-alpha-L-fucosyltransferase 9
Exons: 3
Coding region: 579-1667 (362 amino acids)
Cellular component (GO): membrane
Molecular function (GO): alpha-(1->3)-fucosyltransferase activity
Source: RefSeq, a predicted model, not a curated record
UGGGCAGCCAGUGGGGAAUUAUUCCACAUCGCAUCACGUGCCUUACAUUGCGUCCUUAUAUUAAAGAAACGUUGCAUUUGCUCAUAUUUAGUGAAUUAAGAAUUUCCUAACAGUCAUUUUCGAAUUCUGGUAACCUUGGCAGUCAGGUCGAAUUAGACGGGUAUUUAUAUAGACCUCCAUUGCGAGAUCGUGGAAACUGUAUGUGUUUCGGCUCACAUGAAUCCUGGCCAAUUCCUGCAAAUAUUGCCACCAGAGCAAAUGUGUAUUUACAUCCUUAACGUUUUCGGCAUGUAGGAUGGUAUGAGGGAACGACCCGGCAAGCCAAUGGGAAUAUAUGUAUAUUUUAAUACACGCUUGUCGAGAUGGAGACAUCAAUGAGAUGACCUGGGAACUCAAAAUCAGACCAAAUUCACUAGACGACUAAGGACCUUAUUCCAACUGUGUGCAGCAACACUUCAUUCAAACGCAGAGAAGAGCAAUCUCAUUGCUGAGCCAAUGUGGAAGCUGCACCUUCAGAAUGGCAUGACUUAUUUCCUUGCCUGGAUUUCAGCACACAGUCAGAUCUACCAGGACAGAGUAUGCCAUCUGCAUCUUUCCACAGAAUUCUGCGACCCUUUCUACUUGGCACCUUUCUACUGGGCUGUUUUGUGACUUUGUUUUUGAUGUACUUUAAACCGUCAACUAGCUGGCUAUCAGGUCCUGUAGAGUCAACAGCAUCCACUAUCCAAGUUAAAAACCUCUUCUCUACCAAGGGUGACAAAAACCUUACCACAGUACUUGUCUGGCUCUGGCCCUUUGGACAGACCUAUGACCUGGGUAUCUGCAGCUCUCUGUUCAACAUUGAGGGCUGUUUCAUCACAGCAGAUCGGAACCUAUAUAAUAAGUCAGAUGGGGUCGUCAUACAUCACAGGGAUAUCUGUACUGAUCUCUCCAACCUGCCCCCCCUUCAGCGUCCCUCCUUCCAAAAGUGGAUAUGGAUGAACCUAGAGUCACCAUCCCACUCCUCUCAGCUGCCCGGAAUUGAAAACUUGUUCAAUUUAACUCUGAACUAUCGUCAGGAUGCUGACAUCGAAGUGCCUUACGGGUCGAUUGUGACGGCCCAAGGGGAUGAGGAUUUCGUGCCACCGAGCAAAAGCAAGUUGAUCUGCUGGAUUGUCAGCAACUGGAACCAGGAUCACGUGCGAGUGAAGUACUACAACGAGCUCUACAAAUAUAUUGAGGUUCAUGCUUAUGGACAAGCCUUUGGAGAGUACAUUGCAGAUCAAGAAUACUUUCCUACCAUCGCCAGUUGUAAAUUCUACUUGGCGUUUGAGAACUCAAUUCACAAAGACUACAUCACAGAGAAACUGUAUAACCCACUCUCUGUAGGGACGGUGCCUGUGGUUUUAGGCCCACCAAGACCAAACUAUGAGAACUUUGUCCAGGGGGGAGCCUUUAUCCAUGUGGAUGACUUCACCUCACCCAAAGAGCUGGCUGAUUAUCUCCUGCUCUUGGACAAGAAUGAGGAAAUGUAUCUCAGAUACUUUGAGUGGCGACGGCACUUUAAGGUGAAAAAGGCAUACUUCUGGGCCGAACACACAUGCCUCGCUUGUGAUUAUCUCAGAAGGCACAAGGAGUACAAGGCAUUCAAUAACCUUGAUAAAUGGUAUUGGGGUGGAAUGCCUUAAAGGGCCAUGAAAUUGUUGUUUUGCAGUUGGAGGCAUUGCUUUAAAAUAUAUUCAGUCAUUAUGUAUGCGCCAACAUGUUUUUCUCAUUGUUUACUGGGGCCCAAAUUAGCCAUUCUCUUUUUUAUUUUGUUGCCAGACAGAUUUUCUCAGCCUUACUUUGCCUUUUGCAUUUUAAUUAAAUCAUGAUUUAUGUUGUCAUUUGCAAUGUAUUUAAUUUUUGUUAAAUAAAAUCUCAGUUUUCUACAGUACAUGACCAAAGGUAUGUGGACACCGGCUCGUCGAACAUCUCAUUGUUGGUCCCCCAU